CGCAACUCAUUUACAUACAGAGUUUUGGAGGAGCCAAUAUAAAGACUGCUGCUUGUCUGUGGUAAUGAUAACAGCUUAUGCGUCCUUUUACAGGAGUUUAAAUUCCAGACACAUACUUCUGAAAUCAAAUCACCCGUUCUCCAUCAUUUUGGUAGAUAGGGAAUUUCUGAAAAUUUCUUGCUGCAAAAUCAAAUCAUUCUCAAGUUUUUUUUCCGCCUAAAUUUAUCAUUCGCUGUAGACACGUUUGUAAAGCGUAAUAUUAUCAAUAAAUUCCACGAAGACAAGGAAAACUCGAUGAAGACGGAGGGCACGGUGCAGAACGUCCAGUUCACCGGCAGAAAGCGCAGUCUUAUCGAAGAUGCCCGGAGGGAACGGGAGAGCGGGUCAGCAUCGCCCGGUCCCUCUCGCUGCGCGGACAACUUCGUGUUCGAGGAGAAGGACGGCAAAGUCACGCUCAAUAUCCUCUUCAUUCUCAGCAGCGAGAAGAAUUCAGGGCUAUCUAAGACCGGCAAGGUUUUUGAGACUUUUGAGGCCAAGAUUCAUCACAUUGAAACACGGCCAGGUAGGAGGACCAAGGACAGCGUGAUGGCAGAUUUGGAAUACUUUAUAAGGUGCGAAGUUCACAGCUCCGACACGGACGUUUUAAUCAAUUCCCUCAAAAGAGUCGCAGAUGAUGUCCGCACGAUCCCAGAGGAGAAAGUUCCUUGGUUUCCGCGGAAGAUCGGGGAUCUUGACAAGUGCACUCAUUUAAUAACAAAAUACGACCCCGAUUUGGACCAAGAUCAUCCUGGUUACAGCGAUCCAGAGUACAGGAGGAGGAGAGCUUUCAUCUCUGAGCUGGCGUUUAACUACAAACAAGGAGACCCUUUGCCUGUAGUGGAGUACACGCCUGAGGAGGUCGCUACAUGGAGACAAGUGUACCGGACUCUCAGGAGUAUAUACCCGACACAUGCCUGCAGACAGUACUUUGAGACCCUGCAGCAGCUGGAGAAGGAGUGUGGGUACGGGGAGGACUGUAUUCCUCAGCUGAGAGAUAUCUCCACCUUUCUGAAAGAAAGGACAGGGUUCCAGCUGCGUCCGGUGGCUGGCCUGCUCUCUGCCAGAGACUUCCUGGCCAGCCUGGCAUUCCGAGUAUUCCAGUGCACUCAAUAUAUCCGGCACUCCUCCACACCGAUGCACUCUCCAGAGCCAGACUGCUGUCAUGAAUUGCUAGGACAUAUUCCCAUGCUGGCAGACAAGGAGUUUGCUCAGUUUUCUCAGGAGAUUGGUCUCGCUUCGUUGGGGGCGUCGGAUGAGGACAUUGAAAGGCUGUCCACACUCUACUGGUUCACUGUAGAGUUUGGGCUCUGUAAACAGGAUGGAACAGUGAAGGCAUAUGGAGCCGGACUGCUGUCAUCCUAUGGAGAGCUCAUGUAUGCUCUUUCCAACAAACCGGAGUACAAACCCUUCAAUGCCGAGGAGGCCGCAGUCCAGCCGUACCAAGACCAGACCUACCAGCCGGUCUACUUCGUGUCAGAGAGCUUUGAGGACGCCAAAGCUAAGCUGAGGCGGUACUCAUUGUCAAUCCAGAAGCCCUUCAUGGUGCAGUACGACCCGUUUACCUGUAGCGUGGAGGUCCUGGACCAGCCAGGGAAGAUCCAGAACACCCUUAGCCAGAUGAAGGAGGACCUGAGGACGCUGCACAGCGCAUUGGAGAAGCUGGUCUGAAUCAGAACCGAGCCCAGAAUUUAGCACGGCACAGUGGAGAAACGGGCCCAAAGCACAGAAUGUCAGCCAGAAAAGGCCCAACAGUGGAGGUUUACAGAGGGAGAGAACACACAACCCAAGUCAUUUCAUCUCUGUUCAUCUCAUCCCUGCUUAGAGAGCAUGUGCGAACAGCACAAUGGAGUGGGUGGGUGGGCGGAGACUGGGUGGAGUUUUCUCAGGGUGGGCGGUACCUGAGUAGCCCCACAAAGUGGUUGUGGUGGGAUUCCACAGUAUGAGACUUUUACAACAGACAGCAUGACUGGGCAAUACAUAUA
This is a messenger RNA of Megalops cyprinoides (Indo-Pacific tarpon), 2021 nucleotides long. It is a transcript of the gene th2, whose product is annotated as tyrosine hydroxylase 2. The transcript has 12 exons. Bases 295 to 1707 code for a protein of 470 amino acids. Gene Ontology annotation, molecular function: iron ion binding; tyrosine 3-monooxygenase activity. Gene Ontology annotation, biological process: dopamine biosynthetic process from tyrosine. Gene Ontology annotation, cellular component: perikaryon; axon; cytoplasm. The record is from RefSeq and is a predicted model, not a curated record. Lineage: Eukaryota; Metazoa; Chordata; Actinopteri; Elopiformes; Megalopidae.